AUGGGCGAUGCUUAUGUGGAUGGAUUAGAUCGGAUGAUCACUUUGUUCCGGGACUACAAACCUGGAAUUGUUUCGAUUGAAAAUGUGACUCGGCUGUGCCAAACGCUUGGGCUCGAGUCUUUCAUAGAUGAUGUGAACAAUGAAACUCACAGACUCUCAACGGCAUCUAAGAUCAUUGUGGUUGAUAUGGAUUUUAGUAAAAGUGACAAGAAGAUUAAAGAUGUGAAGUUGGUGCUGGCCAGCAAUUUUGAUAACUUCAAUUAUUACGAAAAUGGUGAGGGCGGAAACAUCCUGUUCAAUUCUCUGAACCAGUACGGGGAUCUAGCCGUUUUUCAUCACAAUCUCAAAUUUUUGUCUCUACUCGACACUUACUCGAGCAUUGACUUAGAACACAGCAUUUCGAAUAGAGGAACCACGUUUGAUCUUUUCAAAUAUUUUACCGAAUUAGCGGGCCAUCUGGAAGCCUGCUUGAAACAGAACGGUCUGGGAAAUUUUGAAGUCCUGACAAAUGUGAAUAACGAGUUUGGUAUUUAUUUUCAGUACGAUGGGGCCAUUUUAGGCAAAAUCGUUUUCGAAGAAGCUCAAGAUCCGGAACAGCGCCUAAGCGAGUUCAAGUACGAAGAUUCUGAAUGGGUGAACGUACACUCUCAAAGGCUUACAAGAGGCGUUUGUUUAGCCUUUACGGUCAUUUCCGAUGACAUUCAGUUUCCAUGCGACACAAUUCCCACAGAAAUAGUCCUAGAUGGUGAUAGCGGUCGACCGUUCCAGGUUACAAACAAUUGUCGCACUGUUGAGCUGCAUAACGAUUUCACUUCUGACCUUACUUCCAUCCGAAAAUUCGACGUAUCCAAUGAAAACAUGGAGCUUCUAUCGCAGCUGUUGCUGUGGAUAGACUGGUGGAAAAAAGUUUUGUGUCCCUUAUUCAAACUGCUGCAUGGUUCCCAAAUCGUGCCACAACCAAGACCAUUUGAGAGAAGAUCUUCUUCUACCUCGACAUCGAGCUCUCUGCCAAGAAGGUCUAGUAUAAGCAAACGUCGGCGGUCUUCGGCUAAGGGUAAAGGGCCAUUAGCUGCGGAAUCUACAAUUUUAAAAGAUGAGGGAAUGCAAGAAUUUACACUUCAUGAAAUUUUAGAACAGCCAGUGGUUGAGGAUGAACCCGAAGACGUCAUAGAGCUUGUCAUCAACGAAGAUUAUUUGCAAUGCGAUGGUCUCGGUAGUUGUACUAUUGACGAAGACAGAACCUCGUGGAAUUCUUUUAUAACAAAGUUGGCUUCUAAAAUCGGCUCUUGA
Messenger RNA from Lachancea mirantina, 1290 nucleotides. Lineage: Eukaryota; Fungi; Ascomycota; Saccharomycetes; Saccharomycetales; Saccharomycetaceae. The record is from the annotation of a GenBank genome assembly.